Messenger RNA from Corylus avellana, 1621 nucleotides. RefSeq names its product putative WRKY transcription factor 47. Gene Ontology annotation, biological process: regulation of DNA-templated transcription. The record is from RefSeq and is a predicted model, not a curated record. Lineage: Eukaryota; Viridiplantae; Streptophyta; Magnoliopsida; Fagales; Betulaceae. Gene Ontology annotation, molecular function: sequence-specific DNA binding; DNA-binding transcription factor activity.
CUUUUUUUCUUAUCAAAAGAUGAUGAAGAAAGUCUUUGUUAAAUGCAGGAGAAGACUUCAAAAGACUAGUGGAGCGGCAUAUAUACACAUUCUUUAUAUAUAGUCCCUCUUUUGCCGUCAAUAUUGUUCUUCAAAACUUGCAAAAAAGUUUGAUCUCAAACUCCAACCAAUUGAAUUCCAUGGAUGCAGUGAUCAAAGAAUUUGACUUCUUUUCAGCAAAUCAUCAUCACCAAGAUAACAAGGAUGCGCCAUCGAAUGUUGAUUUGAGCAUGCUACGGGUGAAGCUUGAGAAAAUGAAGGAGGAAAAUCGGAAACUGGUGGACAUGUUGGAUCGGGCUACCAAGAGGUACAAGGAUCUUGAGAGACACCUACGUUUGGCAAUGGAACAACCAGCAGCAGCAGCAGCCCACAUUAAUAAUUAUCUGCCGAAGGAAGAGAGAAAUGAAAUGGAUGGUUUGUCACAACCCAGCCGGCAGUCCAUAGAGACAGUGCCAUCUACUUCAAUGUUGGAUAUCAAUGAGCCUUCCGAUUCAGACGACAAGACAAACGAAAAGAACAUGAUGGAAGUAAUAUCCAAGGAAAUGGAUCAUCAUCAUCAUAUGACCAAUAUUAAUGUUGGAAGGAAACGUAUGUCCAGAUCAGACGAUGAAGGUGUCGGGGGUGUUGAUUAUACAUCAAAAGGUGAGGGGGAAGCUGGAGCAAAGAACUCAGAGGACAACAUGCCUCAUGUAUCUUCUCAGAAGGCCAGGGUGUCCUUAAGAGCACGAUCAGAUGCCUCUUUGAUGAUCGAUGGAUGCCAAUGGAGGAAAUAUGGACAGAAGAUGGCAAAGGGUAACCCUUGUCCACGUGCUUACUACCGUUGCACCAUGGCCAUUGGAUGUCCAGUUCGUAAGCAGGUGCAAAGGUGUCCGGAGGAUAUGUCCAUCCUCACAACAACCUACGAAGGAAACCAUAACCACCCUCUCCCACCGGCAGCGACAUUCAUGGCUAGCACAACAUCGGCAGCGGUGAGCAUGCUACUUUCCGGCUCCACCACCUCCAACAUUAACAACCCCUCAAAUUCAGGCCUCUUGCCGUUAAUGUCCAAGUAUCCCUCCACCAUCGCCACCCUUUCCACCUCCGCACCACAUCCCACAAUCACCCUCGACUUAACCCCCACCCCCAACGAACACAACAUGCAAUUCAUCCAACGUCGAUCUUUCGUCCCACAGCAACUCCCAGGGCAUCAUCAUCAUCAUCAUCCCUUGAACAUGUCAUCCAUGCUGCCAACAUUGUUUCCGGCAGAGAAAGGCAAGCAACAGGCCAUGGUGGAUAUGGUCACCGCAGCUAUUGCCACCGACCAUAAUUUGACGGCAGCAUUGGCUGCCGCCGCUUCCUCUAUCAUGCGUGCAGCUCAGAGCAAUAGCCAUGGUGGGCACCACACUACUUCUUCUUCUUCUUCUAAAAUGCCUGCAGGCUCUCCCACACACCACGUCAAGGAUCAUCACUUUCAACGGUCAUCUCCAACAGAAGAAAAUAAGUGUACGCUGUAAUCUCUCAACAUAUACAGGAUAUGUUAUGAUUCUUUGUGUAUAUUAUAAACCAUAUGGUAUUUAGUCAAUCCAAGAGUAUGGAAUACAGA